AAGAUUGGGGCUGAUUACGCUGAUAAGCGCUUCAUAAAAGGUGCAGUUUGCGGGGACACGGCUUCACUCAGCAGCCAUGACCUUCUGGGCGCUUCUCUCUGCGCUGGUGCUGCUCCACAACGCUGGAGAGUUGCUCGGAGCCCAGGUGAGGAGCUCCAUCGUGGAUGGGAAGGAUGCUGAGCCAAACAACUGGAAAUGGAUGGCCUACUUGAAGUUCAUGAAUGAGGACAAAGAGAAGUGGGGCUGCGGCGCCACCAUCGUGUCCAAGUACUGGGUGAUGAGUGCUGCGAGCUGCUGGAAAAGAAAAUCUGCACCAGUCCUGAGGAAGACCGUGCUUACUGUGGGCUUAAUAGACCUGCAAAACGAAGCUGACCAAUUCAUCGGCAUAGACAGGAACCCCCAAAUCCAUGGCGUGGCCGACCUGGCUCUGUUCCACACAACGGACCCGAUCCAGAUGAACGCCAAAGUCGGGCUGAUAAGUCUGCCCACCAAAGACAACUUCGGAGCAUCUUCUCUGUGCUGGAUCAUGGGCUGGGGAGACGUUAGGAAAGGAACUCCACUGAAGAAACCACAGAAACUUCAGCAGCGGCAGAUUUCCAUCAUCUCUAAAAAGGAUUGCAAGGACAAGCGCCCGGGGCUGGGUUCCAAUAUGCUGUGUGCAGAGGACUACGCCUGCGACGGGGAUUAUGGCGGCCCGCUGGUGUGUAAGGCAGACAAUACCUUGGUGCAGGUGGGCAUCAUGAGUUCCGGCAGCUGUGAUCCCAAUGGCCUCCCUGGCGUCUACACCCGAGUGUACGAGUACCGCUCGUGGAUCAAUGCCUACAUCAACCAGGAUACGGAGACAGAGAUGUAAACCUCCAAGACGCCGCUUCACUCUUUGACGCCUCUCCCCUGAGUUGCACUCUCAGCCCCCGUUGUCCCUUUAUUAGUUACAUGCUCUCUGGUUUCGUCGCCUUUGCAUUAAAGCUUUGAAUCAUU
This is a messenger RNA of Gasterosteus aculeatus aculeatus (three-spined stickleback), 978 nucleotides long. Lineage: Eukaryota; Metazoa; Chordata; Actinopteri; Perciformes; Gasterosteidae. The record is from RefSeq and is a predicted model, not a curated record.